AUGGCUGAUUUUGCAAAGGAUCCUGCUCUCAACGCAGCAUUAUCUGCACCAUGGGCGUUUCUCUGCCCUACAUCAGAAUUAAACGAUACCAUAGUAGGAUCGGCAAAAUUCUUCCUGGACUCUCUUGCUCUUUCGAUUAGUGACGCGCAGUCCGCCCGCCAACGACAAAAUAGGAAACGCAAAAGAUGCGAGGCAAACCUAGACCAAAACACCGAAGUAUUGCAGUUAAAGCAGUUGUUCGUUGAGGGAUUUGGCUCCGAUCAGAUCUGGGAGCAAGCACUUAGGAUUCUUGACUCUGCUGGACAGGAAAUCCAACGCGACUGUACAUUAAGUAAUCGACAUGCUGGCCACUCUUUAUCAGAUGAAGGUAUUACAUCUUUCGAAGGCUCGGAUUUUGCGGCUGAAAGUUCCGAGAACAGCGAGCUAGAGAGUCAUCUAGAGGGUACCAGGGACCUGUCAGAUGUCGAUGAGGAAGUCAGUAUGGCGUUGGAUCUAGAUCAGGGCGACUCGAUACAUGAUGCAUUGGACUCCCGGAGUAUUGACGAGACUUUGGGCGAGGAAAGCGAAUCCAGUGAAACUGGUAGUGACGGAGAACAACCCGGCACUUACACAGAGGACCCUUUUGGGUUGAAUGAUGGGUUCUUCUCAAUUGACGAUUUCAACAAACAAUCAGAACUGUGGGAAAGACAAGACGCUCGGGGCGGCCCAGAUGAUGAAUCUGAAAGUGACGAGGAAGUUGACUGGCAUGCCGAUCCCCUCGCCACUGGGAACAUUAGCGCUUCUUUGAAUAAAACACCACCGUCAAAUGAGACCGACAGGGGUGUCAAGGAUCAAAGUAUGGGUGAUGAUGAUGAUGAUGAUAAUGACACAAGUGAUGAGGAAGGACCAACAUUCAACAAUGUCAAUCUUCAGGAUGGACUAGAUUCAGAUACAGAUGAUGCAUAUCCUGGUACUGCACAAGGGGCGGAUUGGAUCAAUACUAGUGAUAUCAAGUAUUCUGACUUUUUUGCGCCGCCACCCCGCAAGUCUACGACCAAAAGGUCACGUCCGCUCCCAAAAACCCAACCAGUUGCUGCGAUUAAUAAUAACGAUAUAGACCGUGCAAUGGCCGAUGUACGGCGCGAUUUAUUUGAGGAUGAUGCUUCAAUUGAGAACAGUGAUAUAUCCGAUGGUGAACUAGGUGAACCUGAAACCCAAAAAUCUACACACGAGAAACAACGCGCACGAAUCGCCGAUGAGAUUCGUCGCCUGGAAGCUGCCAACGUUGCAAAGAAAGAAUGGAUGCUUGCUGGUGAAGCUAAAGCCGCAGAGAGACCCGUGAACUCGCUUAUUGAGGAAGAUCUUGAAGUGGAAAGGAUUGGAAAGCCUGUACCUGUGGUUACUGCGGAGGUCUCCGAAGACAUCGAAGGCCUUGUUAAGCGUCGGAUCCUUGCCAGGGAAUUUGAUGAAGUUAUCCGCCGCCGCCCUGGUAUCACUGAUAGCCAAGUUGCGAGAAAGAGUCGCUUUGAGCUUGAGGAUUCUAAAGCUCAACAGAGCCUUGCAGAGCUAUAUGAGACUGAUCACCUCCGAGCUACUGAUCCUAACUAUGUGGAUCCUAAGAAUCAGAAGCUUCUGCGCGAACACAAUGAGAUCAGUAAUCUAUGGAAAGAAAUAAGCUCACAAUUGGAUACCCUCUCGAACUGGCACUAUAAGCCCAAAACCCCACACGCACACAUCAACGUUGUUACCGAUGCGGCAACUAUUAUGAUGGAGGAUGCGCAACCAACAGCCGGAGGUGCUGUUGGUAGUGCAGCAACUCUUGCCCCCCAGGAGAUCUAUACACCUGGGGCUGACGGCAAGGCUUCUGGGGAAGUAGUUUUGAGGAACGGAUUGUCAGUUUCCAAAGAGGAAAUGACCCGUGAAGAGAAGUCAAGAUUACGGCGACAACACAAGAAGCAAAAGAAAACUACCACCAACGAUAAAAACCGACAGUCAGGAAAGGCAGCUGAGAGGCAACAAAUUGUGUCGGAUUUGAAAAAGGGUGACGUGAAAUUGGUUGGAAAGCAAGGAGAAGUCACGGAUAUCCAUGGCCAAAAACUAACCGGAACGGGUCCAAGGAGUGGUGCGGAUGCACUAAAGCUGUAG
Aspergillus oryzae RIB40 is the source of this 2124-nucleotide messenger RNA. RefSeq names its product rRNA-processing protein MPP10. Gene Ontology annotation, biological process: rRNA processing. The record is from RefSeq and is a predicted model, not a curated record. Lineage: Eukaryota; Fungi; Ascomycota; Eurotiomycetes; Eurotiales; Aspergillaceae. Bases 1 to 2124 code for a protein of 707 amino acids. The transcript has a single exon. Gene Ontology annotation, cellular component: small-subunit processome; Mpp10 complex; sno(s)RNA-containing ribonucleoprotein complex.